AUGAAGCAGGUAGUAAAGGCUGAAAUCAUAAAACUUCUGGAUGCUGGCAUUAUCUAUCCAAUCUCCGAUAGUAGUUGCGAAUUUGACCUGGAAAUUCGCGACAAAAAGGGAACCGAGAAUCUUGUGGCUGACCACCUUUCCAGAUAUGGUGUUACACAUCGUAUAGGUACCCCGUAUCACCCUCAAAUGAGCGGACAAGUAGAAGUCAUGAACCGGGAAAUCAAAAAAAUUUUGGAGACAACAGUUGGCCAAUCAAGGAAGGACUGGUCCAAAAAGCUUGAUGAUGCUCUUUGGGCUUACAGAACUGCAUUCAAAACACCAAUUGACAUGUCACCAUAUCGAACGGUAUACGGUAAGGCUUGUCACCUCCCUAUCGAGCUUGAGCACAAGGCAUAUUGGGCAAUCAAAUUCCUUAACUUUGAUACUAAGGGAGUUGGUCAGAAGAGGCUGCUUCAAUUAAACAUGAUGGAUGAAAAGAGUGCGUGCGCUUCAGAUUAA
This is a messenger RNA of Jatropha curcas, 498 nucleotides long. The record is from RefSeq and is a predicted model, not a curated record. Lineage: Eukaryota; Viridiplantae; Streptophyta; Magnoliopsida; Malpighiales; Euphorbiaceae.